Molecule: messenger RNA, 5202 nt
Organism: Prorocentrum cordatum
Lineage: Eukaryota; Dinophyceae; Prorocentrales; Prorocentraceae
Source: the annotation of a GenBank genome assembly
AUGGGCAACUGGCAGGGCGUCAUUGGAGGGCAGGGCGUCGGGCUGGAUGGAGCGCUGGGCGUCGGGCAGGCUCCCGUCGCCACGAGGCCAGGCGGGGCCGCUGUCCCGGCGUCGCCGCCCGCCACAGUUUGCAGAGCGGCCGCGGCAGGAGGCGGCGGCGGCUUGGGCCGCGGCUCGGGCGCAGGCGGCGCGAGGCGAACCAGCGCUGGGCGCCGCGGCGCGGGGCGCGCCAGCGGCGGGCGCGGGGCGCGCCAGCGGCGGGCGCGGAAGCCGCCGCGCUGCUGGAGGCGCCGGCGCGGGCGGCGGCAGCCCGGCGCUGCUGCCGCCGCCGCGCCGCGGGGGACUCGGGGGCCGCAGCGGCGUGGCCUGGCGGCCAGGACAGCCAGCGCGCAGUCGGCCAGCGCCAGCGGAGGGCCCGGCGGCGCGCCCAUCACCAGCGGCGCCGGAGGCGCGGGCGGCGGCCGCGGCGCCCGCGGUGCCGGCGCCAGCACCAGCGCCCGCGGCGUCAUCGACGCGGGCGCCGCGGGCGAGCGGCAGGGCUCGCGCAGCGGCCAAGCCCUGGCGGCUUCAGCCUUUGUGCAGGCGAAGGGCUGGCUCGAGUCCCUGCAGGCAGUCGCGGAGGGCGAGGCAGUCGAGAAGUUGCAGCAGUCCGUUUCCUUGUUCGGCAAGGCCGUCGGCACCAUCUGUGACCAGAUCAACAAGAAGACUGGGCAGCGUCGGGGAGAGGUCAACCGACAGAAGCAGGUGGCAGACCAGCGCGUCACUAAACUUGAGAAACAGAUGGCUGAAUUCCUUGAAGUAUCCCAUUGUAUAAGGCAGAGAAGGUGCGAGCGAGGCGACGUGAUCGCCUCGUUGCAGGUCCCCACCCAGGCGCGGGACAGCCCUGGCCAAGUGGGCAGUGCGUCUGGCGCCAUGGCGAGGUCCCAGCGUGGCGGCAGCAGUGGCAGGCGCAGCAGAGCUUAUUGGAUGCGCAGCUGCAGGUGCUGGAACUGGGAUUGGCGCUUCGCGUGCCUCAGCUGUGGGCAUGCCGCGCCACCUUGGGCCGCGGAGGCGCCCCGAGGCAAGGCGAAGCCCGAGGUGGACAAGGACGGCUGGGUGGACCAGCCUCGGGGGCGUCAGGCCCAGCAGCAGGCCCGCAGCGCAGCGUCGCGCACGGCAUCCACCAAGUCGCAGACCUCGGCUUCGGCGGCGAGUGGGGCGCCCAGCAACGGAGGAGCAACGGCGAUCGAGAGGCUGCGGGCAACGGUCGAGCGGCUUGAGACGCUGCAGGCAGGGCCGCCAGACGGCGUCGACUGCUGCUUCACGGACGUCGUGGCCAACCAGCUGGAGGCGAAGAGGGCAGAGCUGGCCAUCGCCCAGAAGGAGGCAGCGGAGCAGAAGGCUUCUGCGAUGCCGCGGUCGGCUCUGCUGCGCAAGGAGGCGAACGCCAUCGGCAAGGAGGAGAAGCGGCUCCGCGCAGCCCGCCAGGCCCUCGAGCAGAAGCAGGCAGCGCGGGACCUCGCGGAGGUCCAGCUGCAGAAGGCCCAGGACGAGCUCGCGGCGCUCGACGGCGAGGUGGAGGAGGCCAGCAAGGCGCUCCAGGUCCUCGGGGAGGCAGCCCGUGAAGAGGCGGAGAAGCGGCGGCGCCAGCGUGCAGCCGAGUGGGCGGGAGCUAGUCACGUGCCAGGGCUCCUCACGCAGCUGGACAAGCUGCCAGAAGCCUGGGGCUCCAGCAACUUCGAGGUGGCAUGGGCGGCCAUGCGUUCCCAGGUGGAAGCGGCGCGGGCGCAGCUCGCGGCCGCAGCGGAGCGCGGCCAAGCCGAGCGGCACGGCAGCGCGCGCGGGGAGUGGCCGCAGGUGUCCCAGGCAUGCAAGCGAGAGCUGGUCGCCGAGGCCGCGGACCUGGCUGACGGAGGAGUCCGACCAAUUGUGAACAGCCCGCCGCCCAUGCGCAUCUGGGGCAGCCCGAGGCAGCCCACCAGCGCACUGUGGGAGGCGGAGCGCGACCACCGCCUCCUCGGGGGCAAGAUGGCCCGCAAGUGUUACAAGGCAGGCUGGCGGCGCAGCGCCCGUGCAGCCGUUGCCGCCUGUGUGCGAGAGAGGCGAUGUGCCUCCGCCAGCCUCUGCCUGGACAUCACCAGGCUCUACGAGAACCAGCGGCACGCCUCCCUGUGGCAGUGGGGAGUCGAGCAUGGCUUCGACCUGCGGGCGCGUCGAGGCAUGCACGUGCUCUACCAGGCGGGAGCUGGAGAGCGCAGGGCUGGAAUCUCUUCUGUAAGACCUUGCAAGCCAGGAACCUCUUCAUGGGCGCCGCCCCUGCGGGGCGUGAAGUGCAUGAGGACCGUGUGCGGGGCCCUGGAGCCGUGCGCCGUGAGCGCGGGCUGCCCCCGCAGUUGGCACCCCAGAGGACCGCAGGGGGCGCCGCCGCCCAGCGCGCCGUGGCGAGGCCGCAGCCCGCAUCAGGCGGCCAAGGAUAGCGAGGGCCUCACAGCGUGGAGGCUCGCCACUUUCGCUGGGCCAGUGGCUGAGGAGGUCAACAUCGACGGCAGCUCCAUCGUGACCUGCCUGCGCAGCGGGCGUUCAUGCGCCACGGCGCCCAGCAGGGCCACGGUCCAUCUGUGGGGCAGGAUCCUGGAGUACCUCGAGCCAGGAACCUUCGAGGACGAGAAGGUGCCAGCCCACGGCUCGAGGCAGGCCGUGCCUGACGGGCCCCUGGCGGAGGCCCAUCGGCGUGCCCUCGAGCAUGCUGAUCGCCUGGCCAAGGUGGGUGCCCAGAUGCAGGCGGUGGACAGGCAGACGGGCGGCGAGCACCACACGCGGGCGGAGACCGUGCUGGAGCUCAGGCGCUGGAUCUUGCGGGCAGCCAUCUUCUGGCACAUCGGGACCAAGGAUUGUGAAGGGCUCCCUCCUGCGGCUGAACGGCGCCAGGUACGCUUCGCUGCUGCAGAGGCGCCGCAGGCGGCAGAGGAGGCCGCUAGCGCCGAGCCGAGGGCCAGGCGGCCGCGCCUGGGGAGCGCGCGCUCGGCUGGCAGCAGCUCAGCCGCCCUCUCGGCCAGCGCGUCAGCCUUCAGCAUCCUGGGGCGCGCCCUCUCCUACGCCUGCACUGGAGAAGGUGACGCAGGCCCAGAGCUCUUGGCGUGCACCAAGUGCGACACCUACGUGACGUUGGGAGGUCGCGCGGAGCGGUGCCCAGGCGACAAGGCCGACCAAUGGGGGCAGGACCCAUCGCAGCCUCUGGCCGCGAGGCCCGAGAUGGCGCAGGAGCGGCACCUGGUGUGGCGUGCCUCGCAGCGGAGCGCAGCUGCCGACCCCUCGGCUGCGGCGAGCACCGCAGGCAGCGCGCCUGCUGCGGCCGCGGCGCCCGUCGAAGUGGGGGCCGCCGCCAGCCUGCCUCUGCGGCGCCCUGCCGCGGCGAGGGCGGGCCUCCGCGGGGCCUUCGUUGUCGCGAAGAAGGGCCGCCGCCGCAUGCACGCCGUGGCCGUCCGCCGUGACCGAGACAAGGCGCUCUGUUCUUCGUCGGCGGCCGCUUUCCUGUUCACGAUGGGCGCGCUGAUUCGCGAGGGCGCGGCGCCCGCCGCUGCCGAGCAGGAGAACGUGGGCACCGCGGAGCUCUGGUUGGCUUUCGGGGCGGCCUGGGCGAGACACGGAGGCGAUGUCCUCUUGGCGUGCCAGCACGUGCUCGUGCGCCUGUACCCGCACGACUCGGAGGUGUGCGCGCGCGCCAGCCCCCGCGAGAUGUCCGGACGCGCCGCCGUUUCGCAGCUCUCGCCACCAGCUGCCCCUCUGGCCCAGUCCGGCAGCGCGCAGCCCGCCGAGUCGCGCACGGCACCGCCCCUUGCCGCCUUCAGGCGCGAGCCGCCCGGCCGCCGCUGCGGUCGGCGGCCGCUGCUUGCGGCGGCCGCGCCUGGCGCGCCGGGUCGGCGGGACCACCCGCAGCCGCUGGCGGCGCCGUUGGCGGUGGCCACCCUUGGCAACGACGUGCGUGCCGCGGCAGCUGUCGGCAGCUUUCGGUGGGAGAAGCAGUGCGUCCGGUCAUCCCCCUCUCCUACCUCAGCGCGGAGCAGCCCGCCGCCGCUCAGAUCCUCGGCCGCCGCCUCGCCCUCUGGAGGCAUCCAGACGGCACAUGCUCGUGCUUCGAGGACGCGUGCCCGCACCGGCUGGCCCCGCUGUCCACAGGGAAGCUCUGGCCCGACGGCACGCUGCAGUGCAGGUACCACGGGUGGCGUUUCGACAGGGACGGCCAGUGCACGGUGGUGCCGAUGUCCUCUACCCAGGACGGACUCGACCGACAGGAUCUGCAGCAUGACGCGGACCAGGGCCAGCUCCUUCCCCACGCAAGUGGCGGCGGGCCUCCUCUGGGUGUGGCUCGACUCCUCGCCAGAGGCGUGGGUCGAGAGCGCGGCCGCCCAGGCCCCGAUGGCGGAGGCGCUCCGCUCUGCGGGGUGGUCCUUUCAGCUGGAAAGGCGGAGCCACGAGUCGCUGAUCGAGGAGUGCCUGCGCGCGCCGGCUCCGGGGCCAGAGGGUCGUGUCGCGGCAGGCGCCGCGUGGGCCGCUGGCGAGGCGGAGGUGUCGGAGCGGGGUGUCGCGUACAGCCAGCGGCUCGGCCACGGCGAUGGCAGGUGCAUCCGGCAGUUCACGCCGCCGUGCUGCGUGAGCCUACGCCGCGACCUGCCGGGGUCGGGGGCGCCGCUCGAGGCCGCGUUCUACCUGGUGCCCGUGGGCCCGGAGGAGACGCGCGUGAUCUUCUCCUUCCCCGACUUCGGGCCACCGCCGCCCGCCGCCGACGCGCAGGACCCGCUCGCGGACCUCCUCUACGCCGCCCAGCGCGCCCGCGGUGAGGGCCUCUGGCGCUUCGGGGCCCGCGACGACGGCGACUGGGAGGCGCGGGCUGCCGUCAACCGCUGGCUCGACGGCGCGGGCAGGCCCUUCGACGCCGCAGCGACAGCCGGCACGGAGGUGCCGCUGGGCCCCUCGCCGGCUGGGCCAGAGGGCGCAGAACGCUGGCGGCAGCACUGCGGGCACUGCCCGCGCUGCCAGAGGGCCCUGCAGCUCGCGGAGAGCCUCCGCGCCGGCUGCGCGUCGGCCAGCGCAGCGGCGCUGCUCGUGGCGGCGGUCCUCGGGCUGGCGGGCUCCGCAGGCCCAGGCGCCCUCGUGCUCGCCGCCGCCGCGGCGCUCGAGGCCGUGGCGCAAGGCGCCGUCGGCCUGCAGGAGCGAUGCCCAUAG